CAUUCCUCUCCCUCCCUCUCUCUCGCUCCCCCCCGCAGACGGCAGCAGCGAGCUGUAUUGGGAGACCCGUUAGUUACUUUGUUCUGAUGCAGGCAGCGAGCGGAGCAGCGGCUUGGAGCCCGGGGACAGGCAGCGGGCAGCCGGCGCCGGAGGCAGCGGCCAGCCCGGACCACCCUGAGCCCAGCGCGGCCAACCGGCGCAAGGAACCGGAGCGGCGGGACUCGCGGAAACGGCGAGAGAGGAAGCGGCUGCUGGAGAUAAACAUGGGGGAGCAGCCGAUCUUCAGCGCUCGAGCCCACGUUUUCCAAAUUGACCCGACGACGAAACGCAACUGGAUCCCAGCCAGCAAGCACGCCGUCACCGUCUCCUUCUUCUACGACAGCACCCGCAACGUAUACCGCAUCAUCAGCGUCGGAGGCACCAAGGCGAUUAUCAACAGCACCAUCACACCCAACAUGACGUUCACCAAAACCUCGCAGAAAUUUGGGCAGUGGGCUGACAGUCGAGCCAACACGGUCUACGGUCUGGGCUUCAACUCCGAGCUGCAGCUUGCACAGUUUGCAGAGAGGUUUCAAGAGGUGAAGGAAGCAGCCCGCUUGGCAAGAGAGAAAUCCCAGGAUAAAACCGAACUGACCAACCCAGCUCUGGAGAUUGCAGCCCCACAGGAACUGUCCAUUGAUCUACAUUCUCCGCCACUUCAGCUGGGCAGUGCGAAUGGGAGUGGAGUGCCGAAGCUCUACCACUCUGAGAGCUGUGAUGGAGAAAUGAUGCUGGACAGUGCCCGGCUCAGGGCUCUCUUCUCCCAGGGGUCCAUUUGCGAGCCACAGUGGGAGCUGGAGUUACUCUCUCUGCAGGAGAGUAACGGGAAGCUGGUGCAGGCGCUGCAUGAAUCAAACAUCACGGUCGAACAGUGGAAGAAACAGUUGGCUGCGUACAAAGAAGAGGCAGAGAAACUGCGGGACCGGGUCAUUGAGCUGGAGUCACAGGGUGUGGAGGACGUGACAGUUGUCUCGCAGAACACGGACCUCAACCAGUCGGUGGAGGAGCUCGAGACGUUGUUAAAGGAGAAAGAGGAGGAGAUCCAGUUAUUGAGGAGCCAAAAAUCUGAUGUGAAUGAGUUGGAAAGUGACCGAGAGGAAGCCCUGCUCCGACUGCAGGAGGUGGAGGGCCGGAACGUGGAGUUGGAGCAGCAGCUACAGGAUGUGGAGCAGACCCUGGUGGACUGCGUGAACGACCGAGAGAGGGUCCAGCACGACGCCCGCAAGUUGCUCGACAUCCUCGACGUCAAGCUGUACGAACUGAACGAUCUGCGCCAGGGUCUGGCUAAAAUCGCAGAGAAAGAGGAAAAGUCCUGAAUGGUGCGGCUGGAUUCUCGAUCCCUGCUACGCAGCCCUCUGCCCAUUGAUUUAACCCCGGCUCCCUUACUACCACCACCCUCCCUUCCGCUCCCUCGCUCCUAGUUCCAGAUAUUUCCCUCGGGGCUCAGCCAGCUGAAAGCCCAACAGCACCAACCUGUAAACAAACACUUGAUCCAAGUCUGGUUAAUGGAAAAUUAGCUCCUAGCUCUCAGCCCUGCACUAGUUCCAUCCCACUUCCUAAACACCCACCUGCACAAGUCCCUGCGACUCUUUCUGAGUUAUCCUUCAAUUUAUUUUUGAACUCGCUUUUAACCAGCCUGACCUCAGAACUAUUGAAAUGCUCCUUGUCUCUCCCCGAAUCACCCCCUCCCCAUCACCACAGUUCAGGAGGUGAGGCUAUCCCUCCCGUUCACGGGGAGGAGGGGGUUAAUCCAUCAGGAGAUUGGCCCGUGUUUGCAGGUAUUUGGAUGGAAGAGAAUUGAUCUCACACGAGUUCUGAGGAAGGUUGAAGAUUUGGCCGUUUGGAACAGCUAUGAGAAUAAAUGUCUUCACCCGGAUGUGAAUCUUUGGAAUCCACAACUCCAGAGGGAUUACAGGCUCGGCUUUUAAGAAUAUUGAAGGCUGAGAUUGAUAAGAAUUUUGGACGCCGAGGGCAUUUAAUGACGUAGGUUAAGUGGAAAAUCGUAGAUAAGGUAAAAGAUCAGAAUCUUAUUGAAUGAUAGGGUCGGAUUGAAGGGGGUUACAGGUAAAUGCCAUGCCUUGAUGA
Molecule: messenger RNA, 2124 nt
Organism: Amblyraja radiata (thorny skate)
Lineage: Eukaryota; Metazoa; Chordata; Chondrichthyes; Rajiformes; Rajidae
Product: homer protein homolog 3
Exons: 9
Coding region: 87-1355 (422 amino acids)
Biological process (GO): G protein-coupled glutamate receptor signaling pathway
Molecular function (GO): G protein-coupled glutamate receptor binding
Source: RefSeq, a predicted model, not a curated record